This is a messenger RNA of Alternaria ventricosa, 924 nucleotides long. RefSeq lists its product as uncharacterized. The coding region runs from base 1 to 924 and encodes 307 amino acids. The record is from RefSeq and is a predicted model, not a curated record. The transcript is spliced from 3 exons. Lineage: Eukaryota; Fungi; Ascomycota; Dothideomycetes; Pleosporales; Pleosporaceae.
AUGAACAUCCAACAAGCGCGGCAGCCAGACCCGAGCUUCGCUCGUACAAGAGCGCUCAUGGUCAACAUAUUCUCCAUGACCACAGAAGCGCUACAUCUGCGCUUCCGCCCCAAAUGGGAUAUCAGUCCCGGAAUUCUCGCUCGAGAGCGAAGGUCCGUGACAGACGAGAGCUUCAAAGCAUUCAAGUCGCACAACUACUGCGUCUUUGCGUGCAAGCUCCUAGCCAGUCUUUUGGCUUGGCUAGUCGAGGAACUACGCCUUCCAAUCGAUGUCGAAGAGGUGGAGAUACACGGGGUCUACGAGAUCAAAGCCGUCGUCUGCAUCGAGAGCUCGACCGGCAGGAGAAGGCGGAUCGCCAAAGUACAUACGGUUUUCAAAAUCACCUCCCCCAACGACGAUGGAGAGGGCGUCUACAUCGACCCCUCAGCGCCCCAGUACCUACGACCCGCGGGCGUAUACCCCGUCAGAGAAUACCCUGCAUACCCGGACGAGGAAGUGAAAGUGCCGAUAGAGUUCUUCUCCUUGGGAUACAAUUACUCCCAACACCUCAACAGCGUUCACGAGAACGAAGCCAGUUCGUCACGUUCCCGCACCCUGCGCAUAGUAUUCCGAACCGAAGCGAUCGUGCGAACGGUCAACAACCGGGUAUACCAGAAGAUGACUGGCUGCGCAUGGAAGGACAUCAUCAGGGGCGGCAAUGAUGACAAGUGGGGUACUCUGGAGCAUGAUAUCCUGAGCUCACUCAAGGCGGAUCUCGACGUCCUGGUGAACUACCUCGACAACAAGUACAUCCCGGGCAAUCUCGACAGGAACACACACUGGAAAGCCCUGGCUAAACCCUGCAUGGGUGCCGGUCAUGCAAAGGUCAUGGAGUCUUUGGAGCGAGCGUCGGGACUCGGGGUGACGCGGCAUCAACUUUCUUAG